AUGCCUCCACGCAAGAAGGCCAAGCGCGCCCAUUCCACCACCCCGCAAGCUGAGACAGCGCAAUCGAGCGCAGACACUCCCGGUUCCACCGACAGCGUCGAGAAGUCUGAGGCGGACUAUGACCUACUCACUGAUCCAUGGACUGAUGAGCAGGAGACUGCACUUUUGAAAGCAAUUAUAAAAUGGAAACCUGUUGGUGGGUAUUAUACACGACGUGGCGCGCAAUGCGAGGACAAUGGAGCUAAUUCGUUUGAUCGCAUUCCUCUAGGCGUGCACAAACAUUUUCGAAUGGUUGCCAUAUCAGAGUUCCUCAAAAACCAAGGAUAUGGACCUGCCAAUGGAGAGCACUUGACUAUUCCAGGGAUAUGGAAGAAGUUGGGUACUCUUUACAACCUGGAAGCUCUCAAUGAACGGGAGGAUUCGGCGAUUGUGGACUCCAAUGAAGACGAAGAGGGAAUAAUUGAGCGAUAUUGCCCGUUUGAGCUUCCCUACGACGAAUACGGCGACCUUAUGUUCGAGAGGCGACUGGCUACAGAAGGCUCCUUAUCUCCAGUCAUGAGUCGCCAUGCAGACUCUCGACGAGGGAGCACAGUGGCAGAUACCGAUGAACCGCGCUCCUCUCCCGCCCCAUCUCGAGGGCGCAAGUCCACCCGUGGCACUCGCCAAACCGCUCGGGAAACUCGAUCGACGAGACUCCAUGUGGAAAUCAAUAACGGCAGUCAGAAAACUUCCGAUGAAGAUAUCUUAUCCGACGAGGAAGACACUGGGGGAAAUGAAGAAGAUGAAGAAGAGGGAGAAGAGGGCAGCGAUGAAAAGGAAAGUGGAGAUGAAGAAGACGGGCCCGACGAUGAGAAAGGCUCAAGAAGUACAAGGGCGCAAACCUUUCGAACUAGGCAAAAGGAUGCAAAGCCUUCCACAAAUACAGGGACUCGGAGGACUGGUCGUCGUCGCUGA
Molecule: messenger RNA, 954 nt
Organism: Penicillium verhagenii
Lineage: Eukaryota; Fungi; Ascomycota; Eurotiomycetes; Eurotiales; Aspergillaceae
Product: EAF7 family protein
Exons: 3
Coding region: 1-954 (317 amino acids)
Biological process (GO): regulation of transcription by RNA polymerase II
Cellular component (GO): NuA4 histone acetyltransferase complex; nucleus
Source: RefSeq, a predicted model, not a curated record